AUGUCUGUUUUCACCAGUCUGCAAGCAAAUCCUGAGGGCUCUCUUACAAAAGAUAUUAGAGAUAACCAACAACUAUUGGUAAGAAGCAAGUCUUCGGGGCUACAUGAUCCCCAUGAAAUUUGUGGAAACUCUCCUACCGAACAUGUCUCACCCCAUCUAAUCCCUCUUAAAUCGGUGAUCGGUGAGGAACACUCUAACGACAAAGUCAAAUGGAUUUCUGGUGUUGUGGAGUCAGCGAAGAGACGAUUUGGCAGAAUUCCUCGUGGAGGAUGGAGACUUAUUGCCGAAUGUUUCAACGUCCGCUUUCUCACUCAAAAGAGUGUCUCUGAUGUGAAAAACUUACUGAAUGUAAAGCCCUGCUCUAAUGGCUGUGGCAGUCGAAAUAAUGUGGAUACCUCAGAUUACUUAUUGCCAAAGACAGAAAUCUCCAUUUAUGGUAAAUGCAAGGAAGAGUUUAAUCUCCAAAUUCAGGAACUUAAGUCAAUCCCACGAAAUGCGAGAAUGCCCACAAAGAAGAUUCCGUAUAAAUUGCUAAAGACUGAUGUUCUUGUCGCAAUUAAUGCAGUGAUUUCGAACUAUAUAUUAUCUUCUCCGCCUGCAAGCAUAAAUGAAAUCACGGAUAUAAUUUAUGCCGGGCAAUGCUCAUAUGAAAACAUUACGAGGCAAUCCCUAACAAAAAGCACAUGGCUUGAGGAUACGGAAAGAAAGAUUUCCAAACUUAGAGAAAAUCUAACUUUCGUUAAUAAGUUUAAUGGCCAGCAAUCUAAAGACGAAAAAGAGAAGACACUGAACAUUUUAUGCUCGUUUGGAUACAAAAAAUCCAGAAAGGGAGAGCUGGCACGUGUAUCUAGUCUUAUUGAAGAUAGAGUCAAAAUUAUGGAGAAAAAAAUCUCAACCUAUCGCUCCAGAAAGUCGUUUAGACAAGAUAAUUUCUGUUUUGAACUAAACAGGAGAAGAUUCUAUCGAAGACUGAACUGUGAAAACAAAGAUUCUGAUUGUCAAGUCCCAGAAGAUAAGUGUCUAUCUUUCUGGAAGGGCGUAUGGAAGAAAGAGGAGAACCGUGCUCCUAAAGCUAUUGUUGGUAAGCAUAUUACUGGAGCUGAACAGCUUCCAAGUGACGUGAAAACUGAUUUUAUCAAGAAUGUUAUCCAGUGUGUACCCAAUUGGAAAGCCGCGGGUUGUGACGGAGUUUAUGGAUUCUUUAUCAAAAAGUUCGAAGCUCUUCAUGGCCAUUUGUGCGAUGAGAUCCUUAAAAUUGUGAAUGGAGGCUAUUCCCCUGCUGAGUGGUUUUACACAGGAGUAACAUACCUCAUUCCAAAAAAUGAAAAGUGCCAUUCCCCAAAUGACUUAAGGCCGAUUACCUGCAUGCCUAUAUUGUACAAACUUGUCACUAAAUGUGUGAAUACAAAGCUUACAGACUAUAUCGAAGCGUUUAACCUUAUCUCGGAUAAUCAGCUGGGAGCUAGAAGGCAAUGCCAAGGCGCAAAGGAACAAGCACUAAUAAACCAGUGUGUCAAUAGUGAGUAUGGAAAUAACUUAUUUGCAACGUGGAUCGAUGUCAGAAAGGCAUUUGAUUCUGUCAAUCAUGAAUUCUUAUGUCAAGUGCUUGAUCAGUCUGGAAUUCCGAAUUGGAUCACAAAUUUUGUGAAAACUCUAAUCAAAAAUUGGAAUGUCAUUUUGACACUUAACAAUAAGAGAAUUGGAACUGUAAAAUUGGAAAGAGGAAUCUUACAAGGAGACUCACUCUCCACAACUCUUCACUCUGGUAAUGGAUCCGUUAAGUAG
Molecule: messenger RNA, 1785 nt
Organism: Octopus sinensis (East Asian common octopus)
Lineage: Eukaryota; Metazoa; Mollusca; Cephalopoda; Octopoda; Octopodidae
Exons: 1
Coding region: 1-1785 (594 amino acids)
Source: RefSeq, a predicted model, not a curated record